Messenger RNA from Pygocentrus nattereri (red-bellied piranha), 2598 nucleotides. Its product is annotated as extracellular calcium-sensing receptor. Gene Ontology annotation, cellular component: membrane. The transcript is spliced from 6 exons. Gene Ontology annotation, molecular function: G protein-coupled receptor activity. NCBI's taxonomy places the organism in Eukaryota, Metazoa, Chordata, Actinopteri, Characiformes, Serrasalmidae. The record is from RefSeq and is a predicted model, not a curated record. Bases 1 to 2598 code for a protein of 865 amino acids. Gene Ontology annotation, biological process: G protein-coupled receptor signaling pathway.
AUGUCUGCUGCUGUCUUCUCCCCAUACCUGCCUGCUCUGGCACUCCUGCUGUGCCCAGUGUUUGAGGCUGCUGUGGGGACGUCCGCGGGGGAGAGGUGUGUGUACCUGGACGGUGCGCGGCAUCUGGACGCCGUGGGUCUCUCUCAGGACGGGGAUGUGGUCAUCGGAGCGCUCUUCAAUGCCUAUAUCUUGCCAGAGGCGCUUGACCUGAGCUUCACCAAAGAGCCUUACCUGCAGCCAUGCUCCGAUUUUCAGGAGAGUCCGGUGCAAUGGGCUCAGGCUGUUGUCUUUGCCGUGGAAGAGAUCAACCGCAACCCCUCUUUGCUGCCAGGGGUCCGCCUGGGCUAUCGCAUCAUAGACAGCUGCACGCGCCACCCGUUCACUCUGAGAGCAGCCAUGUCCAUGAUCAGUGGUGGCAACGGCACCUGCGAGACCACUAGACCGGUCAAGCUGAUCAUCGGAGACGUCUCGUCCACACAGUCCAUCAUUCUCUCCAAAAGUCUCAGCCCUCUGCAUGUGCCGAUGAUCAGCUAUCUGGCCACAUGUGCAUGUCUCAGUAACAGGCAUGAGUACCCCAACUUCUUCCGCACCAUCCCCAGCGAUGCGUACCAGGCGCGCACCAUGGCUCAGAUGGCCAAGCGCUUCGGCUGGACCUGGGUGGGCGCUGUGGUGGCGGACAAUGACUAUGGGCUCUUGGCUGUCCAGGUGUUUCAGGAGGAGACGAAAAACACCGGCAUCUGCCUGGCCUUUGUCAAGACCCUCUUCCGGGAGAAGCUAGCCAAGGACGUGGACCGUGCAGCAUCAGCUGUGCAGGCCUCAUCUGCUCGUGUGAUCCUGGUGUUCGCCUGGUACGUCGACGUGGAGGUCUUCCUCACUGAGCUUGUUCGUAGAAAUGUGACGGACCGCCAGUUCCUAGCCAGCGAGAUCUGGAGCACCAGUGGCCGUCUGCUUAGCAACCCUCAACUCUACACCAUAGCACAAGGCACACUGGGUGUGGCUAUCAGGAGUGCCCCCAUCCCAGGAUUUGAGAAGCAUCUGCGGCAGCUCCAUCCCUCCCGUUACCCUCAAGAUACCUUUCUUAGGGUGCUAUGGGAGAGAACGUUUGGCUGUAGCCCUUUACGGAACUCGUCGUCUGACUCUCAGAGUGGACCACCCCCCUGCAGUGGGACUGAAAGUCUGGAAGGGGUUCAGAAUGGUGUUACAGAUGUUUCCAACCUGCGGGUCACCUACAACGUAUACCUGGCUGUUUAUGCAGCCGCCUAUGCGCUUCACUCUCUGCUGGCCUGCACUGCACCUAACCGUUCUGAUCCCAGCCUGACCCCAGGAUGCUCUUCCCCAGACAACAUCACUACAGAGCAGCUCUUGGAGCACCUUAAAUUGGUAAACUUUACCACUCAACUCGGGGAGAAAUUCUAUUUUCAGGAUGGCGAGACUCCAGCGGUCUACGACCUAGUGAACUGGCAGAGAGGACCCAGGGGAACACUGCAGUAUGUCCCCAUCGGCCGAGUGGAGGGCUCUCAGCUCAUUAUUAAUGAGUCUGCUAUUAGCUGGCCAGGCGAUUCAAACAAGGUGCCUGUGUCUGUGUGCACUGCUGAAUGUUCUCCAGGCUCACGUAAAGCCAUAAAGAAGGGCCUGCCAGUGUGCUGCUUCGACUGCCUGCCCUGUGCUGAAGGUGAAUUCAGCAACAUCUCAGGCUCUUCCAAAUGUCACCGCUGUCCUCCGGAAUUCUGGACCAACAGUAUCCGGACAGCAUGUGUCCCACGUGAGGUUGAGUAUCUCUCCUUCAACGACACCAUGGGAAUCACUUUGACGACAGUUGCUGUGUUUGGUGCCGUGACUACAGCAGCCAUAGCUGUUGUUUUUGUGCACCACAGGCAGACUCCUAUUGUCAAGGCCAACAACUCAGAGCUGAGCUUUAUGCUCCUGCUGUCGCUCAAACUCUGCUUCCUGUGCUCGCUGGUGUUUGUAGGUAAACCCUCUCCAUGGUCGUGCCGGGUGCAGCAAGCAGCCUUUGGGAUCAGCUUUGUUCUCUGUAUCUCCUGCAUCCUGGUCAAAACCAUUGUGGUUCUAGUGGCCUUCCGUUCAGCAAGGCCUGGAUCUGCAGCCCUUAUGAAGUGGUUUGGACCAGGCCAGCAGAGAGGAAGUGUUCUGCUCUUUACCUGUGUCCAGGUGAUGAUCUGUGCUGUAUGGUUGUCUCUUAGUCCACCCUUACCUAAUCGCAACUUUGGUAUUCAAGGGUCAAAAGUCAUAAUAGAAUGUAUGGUAGGCUCAGUGGUGGGCUUCUCCCUGGUGCUGGGCUACAUUGGUCUGCUGGCUGCCAUCUGCUUUCUGUUGGCCUUCUUCGCCCGGAAGCUUCCAGACAAUUUCAACGAGGCCAAGUUCAUCACCUUCAGCAUGCUGAUCUUCUGUGCAGUGUGGAUUGCGUUUGUGCCAGCGUACAUCAGCUCUCCAGGAAAGUACAGUGUUGCUGUUGAGGUCUUUGCCAUCCUGGCCUCCAGUUUCGGCCUCCUGGUCUGCAUAUUUGCACCGAAAUGUUACAUAAUUUUACUGAAACCAGAAAACAACACCAAGAAGUUUCUCAUGGGGAAAACACAAUAG